Messenger RNA from Thamnophis sirtalis, 1268 nucleotides. RefSeq names its product G-patch domain containing 11 (gene GPATCH11). Gene Ontology annotation, cellular component: kinetochore. NCBI's taxonomy places the organism in Eukaryota, Metazoa, Chordata, Lepidosauria, Squamata, Natricidae. The record is from RefSeq and is a predicted model, not a curated record. Gene Ontology annotation, molecular function: nucleic acid binding.
AGGAAGUGAGGCCACUACCAAGGCGCAUGCGCAACGGCGCAACGAUUUAGGAAUUCAGGAAUGAAGGAUUUCGGCGCGCUGCGUUUUUGUUAUCGGUAGCACGGUUGGAGGUGGAAGAUUGAUAUGAAUCAUGGAUGACACAGAAGAUGAUUAUAUGUCUGAUUCCUUCAUUAAUAUUAACCAGGACAUCAGGCCAGGAAUGCCGAUUUUGAGACGUGUAAAGGAAACUUUUAAAAAAGAGGAAAAAGCAAAAGAAGCUAACCAGAAAAGUAGGCAAAAGAGCAUCAAAGAACAAGAAAAAGAGCAACGUGAAAUGGUUUUAAAUGUUGCUUUGGGGAAUGAAAAUAAAGGCUUUGCUAUGCUCCAGAAGAUGGGGUACAAAAGUGGCCAGCCUCUUGGCAAAAGUGGAAAGGGGAUAGUUGAGCCCAUUCCUCUGAAUAUUACCACAGGAAGAAGUGGGCUUGGCCAUGAAGAAUUACAAAAACGAAAAGCUGAAGAAAAGCUGGAAAACUACAGGAAAAAAAUGCAUGUGAAAAAACAAGUGGAAAAGCAGACAACUGACCUCUUCAAAAUGAGAUUGAAGACCAAGCAGGAGCAACUGCAAGUAAAACGGGACCUCGAGAAAAGUCAGAAAGCCUGCCAACAAUUAGAUACCCAGAAAGGCCUUGAAGUCCCCAAAGAGGUUUGGUACUGGUUAAAUUUAAAGACUGAAGAAGACAAAGAUGAAGAAGAGGAGGAGGAGGAGGAGGAGGAGGAAGAUGGACUCAAUGAAUCAGAAAAGUUAAUCAGUUUAACAACUUAUUUAAGAGAGGAAUAUCUCUAUUGCAUCUGGUGCGGAACUGCCUACCAAGAUCAAGAAGAUCUAUCUUCAAAUUGCCCUGGGAGCACAUAUACAGAUCAUGAAUAAAUCUAUAAAAAUUCAAAACAAUAGCAACAUUCUGUAAUGAAUAUUCUGUCAAUGAAGAGCAGAGCUGUGAACUUUGUUGUUCUAUAUUUUUCAUUGAGCAAAUUAGUUGUUUGUCAAUGUUCUAUGUUUGGGUAUAAAAUGGGCUUUCUGUUCUAUUUAAAAAUUCUUUGGAGUGUGAACUAAUUUGUUAUUUUUCCAAGUUAUUAUUUUUUUUAAAUCCUGUUUACUUCUGAAAAACAAAAUUAAAAUCUAUCAUAAUAGACUAGAUGCUGCAAAUUGGAUAAAUGCAUGGUUUGAUUUCAGCAAAGUAAAAAUUUAAAGAAACCCUAAAACAAUAAUAAAUUUAGCUGUUUGAAGGUCA